GAUACUCGGUCACUUAACCAGCGAAAUGCCUACAAUGUGUAGAAUGUUGAAUUAAAGCUCCGAGAAUUAAAAAAUUAAUCCAGGGGAGAAAUGGAGGCUGCAGGUGAUAUCACAAAAAUAGAUCACGGGGUGCCUGCUGCUGGUCUGGUGCCAAAGGCUCCAUGCUCAGAUUUGAGGAAAUCAGGCGAAAGACAGAGCAGCGAUAAUAGCAGGAGGCAACAGCAGGCACGAAGUGAAGGGAGGCUUCAUUCGUUCACAACUGAUAAGAAAGUGCCGCUCUUUCAGAAACCUGCAUCAGGCCACUCUGACAGCAUGCACAUAACAUCAGGAACACGGUCUUUUGAUGGUAUACGGAAGAUGGAUAUCAGCAUUGCUGAAAGAUGGCACCAGAUUGGACAGCAUCAAGGACUGCACCAUAAUACAGACAUUGCUGCAUUUUUAAUAAAUAUAUAUGAAAAGAGUGUGAGAUUUGGCAUAAAUAAAUUAGAGUGCUGCCCAAGGUGUGAGUCAAGUCUGAUUUUGUGCUGCGCAGCAUGCAAGUAUCAGCAUGAAAUCAAAGAUUUACAUUCAACAUCAAAUUAUGAUAAACAGCAUGAAAGCAAAACACAUUCAGCUUGUAUGGAGCAGUCUAAUCUGAAUGAAGCGAGCAGAGAAAUGGACUUGAAAGAAACGAAAAUGGCACCAUCCCUUGCAGAGGAGGUAGCAAACAGUGUAUUGUAUGCAGACUCUGUAACAUCUGUGUCGAGCCCAGGUGAAGUACAAAAGACCUCAUUAUCUAGUUCAAGCUUAGAAACUGGCGGGAACUUUAACGCUCCUGAUAGCAAUGACAUUAGUAAGCCCUUCAUCUUUCUUAAAGACAUCCACAACGGUAUUCACUCACACACCUAUCAAAAGCAAUCGCUGUGCAAGCCAGAAUUUGUGUCUCGUAAAAGGUGUGCUGUAGUAACAUCCACCAAAAAAGGCACAACAAAAAUAGACACAACUCUUUUGACGUUCAGAAGAAGGAAGAAGACCGAAUGUCUAGAUGUGAUAUGUGCAGUAUAACAUUUACACCAGAGGGCGAUCAAGACGUGCACGCACGGUUUCGUAGUGAUCAAAAGCUGUUCCUUUGCUGUGAGUGUGGGACAAGGUUCAUGAAACCUCGAGCUUUGAAAAUUCACAAGCGAAGUCAUCAAACCGCGAAGAACCUGCAGUGCCAAUUGUGUUCAUCGUCCUUUGUGUCAUCCCUCACGUUCAGGAAGCACAUGCAAAGUGCUCACGUCGUUAAGAAGCCUUUCCAAUGCCAGGUGUGUGAUUCGACCUUCAUGACCUCGAGUCACCUCAAAGUUCACAUGCGCUCGCACACUGGAGACAAACCUUUUAAGUGCAAAGAGUGCGGACAGGCCUGCGCGCAGUCUGGCGAGCUGGUGCGCCACAUGCUGACCCACACGGGCGAGAAGCCGUUCCACUGCAGCGUAUGCUCCUCGGCGUUCACCAGGGCUUCGUAUUUGACCGUCCACAUGCGCAACCAUCACACCGGCCACAAGCCCUUCAAGUGCCAGCACUGCGGCAUGGCGUAUGCCGACUCGCGCAACCUGAAGGUGCACCUGAGGAAGCACUCGGGCGAGAAGCCAUUCCUCUGCCAGGACUGUGGAAAGUCCUUUGCCGACCCCUGCGUGCUUGCUAGACACCGCAGACAGCACACGGGUGCAAAACCUUACAAGUGUGAACAGUGUGACGUGUCAUUCACCAACUCGGGGUCUCUGAAGUAUCACACCCGCAGGCACCUGGGCCUCAAGCCAUAUCUGUGCGAUGAGUGCGGUGCAGCAUUCACGUCGUCCAGUCAACUUUCCCAGCAUCGCCGGAUGCACACGGGGAUCAAACCUUUUGCGUGUCAGGAGUGUGGGGCCACCUUUGCCCGAUCCCAGAAUCUGAAGGCGCACCUGCUCAACCACAGCGGGCAGAAACCACCCAAGCGGCUCAAACGCUACACCUGCGAGUUUUGCAACGCGGUGUUCACGGACAACCGCAACUUCGUCAGGCAUGUAAGGAUUCAUACAGGUGAGAAACCGUUUAAGUGCAGCGACUGCGAGGCAGCGUUUGCUCAGCCAGGAGACCUGAAGAAGCACAUCAGGGUUCACACAGGUGAGAAGCCAUACACUUGUCCUGACUGUGCAUCAACGUUUCGUCACUCCAGUGGAUUGACCAUCCAUCGAAGAACUCACACAGGGGAAAAACCCUACAAAUGCCAACAGUGCGACUCGGCUUUCAUUUCCUCCAGCAAACUUACAGCACACGUAAGGAGUCGACAUAAACCGACAAAUGAAAGAGCUUAGUUCGAGAAAAAAAAAAAAAACCAACAACCUCCGUGUCUUAAGCUUUUUCUGAAUAGCAGGGUUACAUUUCGUGCGAUCAUUUGCCAAGGGAAAGCUACUUCAAAAAUAUGAAGACCAACUGCUGAAUAUUCUCCUAACUCUUAAUGUAUUAAACAGACGCUGUGUGUUUAUUACUGUUUCCAUUCAGCCUCACCCGUUAAACAAGACAGAUAUUUUGUUUUUCUUAUAGUGUUUAAUGUUCAAAUAAUAACGAUAUUAAUAUCGUAUACAGACUUUAGAAAUUAGUAUUAUGCUUGAAUUCCGCAGUAUGUGAUGGUCAUUCUCAGAAAAUGGAACAUUUACCAUCUAGUGAAGAAAUUUCCUGACAGAUUUAUAAGUUUUGCUUUACAUUAUUGUUUUUCGAUGAGAAAGAAGUAAACUAUGAAUAAGGAACAUUUUCUUGUAAACAUAUUUCAUACAUGAAAGAAAUCGAACAAGGUUUUGAAUCUUGAUUCUCAUGUUAUUCAAAGAGAAUAAUAAUAAUAGUGUGAGCUUUUAGUCACAGGUCAAACAUAAUGCCGAUGAUGUCAGUAAAAGUGCAGAUCUGUACAACAGGUACUACAAGCACAACAAAUCAAGAAGAAAACAAAAAUGCGGAGAGCUGCCCUUAAACUCACCAAAGCCUGUUAGGCGAAGGAGCACCAUUCCGGUAUGUGUGUGGCAUAAAAAACUAGAACCGACUCUUUAGAAAUUUAAUUUAACUUUUUACAUUUUUUGAAUCGGUUACCGAUAGGUAGGAGGCUGGAAGCUAAAAGAAUUCUUCCGCAGUUGUGGGUUCGU
This is a messenger RNA of Pomacea canaliculata, 3134 nucleotides long. Its product is annotated as zinc finger protein 501-like. Bases 1017 to 2315 code for a protein of 432 amino acids. NCBI's taxonomy places the organism in Eukaryota, Metazoa, Mollusca, Gastropoda, Architaenioglossa, Ampullariidae. The transcript is spliced from 5 exons. The record is from RefSeq and is a predicted model, not a curated record. Gene Ontology annotation, cellular component: nucleus.